AUGUCCGCUCCUACUACCGCAUCCUCGAGUCCGCCCACUGCGACCAGUUCACCGCCUGCGGACGGCGCACAUGGGUGGAACGAACCUUCUAGCGAGGCUACAGAACACUACGGUAAUCCUACAGAGAUCUCAAGCAGCCCUAUUGGAAGCGAGAUAGAACCAACAGCCGAUUAUACCAUGAACACCGUGGGAAGUGAAGACACAGAUAAUUCACGGAUAGUAAUAGAAAGCUCACCCGAAUCAGGCGGCUAUGAGAGUGCAGGUGAUGGUAGAGAUGAGAGCGAAGUGGCAGCUCGGCAUGGCUUUUAUGGUGCAGAAAGUCGCAGACAAAUAAGUUUGCUGCAGCAAGAUACUCCCACGGCUAGACAAACAAGUCACCACUCCAGAGAUCGCAAGAGGCGCUUGACCGGCUCUGCCGAACAGGGUCGAUUGCAACGAACUCGGUCAGGAGAGAUAAAUAGAACCAGUGUGCAUGAAUUGCCGCAUCGAUCAGUCUCCAUGAUCAACCCGUCAUCCCGGACAAACGCUAUCCCGACUGGUUCGGGGUCCUCGCGGGAGACGGCGAUUGAUAUUACCUCGUCCCCACCAGAGGCUGGCCCGUCUGGCAACGCGAGGUACAACAACCAUGACGUUAGUGGGAGUGGAAUGUUUCCUACUCAAGUGACAGCCGGAUCUGUCGGUCUUGGGGGGUCUGGCCCAGUCCGCGCAGGCAUCGACUCGCCAGGGGUAGACGUGCAUGCAUAUCGAUCACGUCCUAUCGAAAACCCGCUUCCUUGUCUUCCACGAGGAGAAAGAUCAAGUGCUAGAUACCAGCCAGCGGAGGUGUUUCCUCAAACAAGUGUUCACCCCUGGGAAGCCGCUGCCUCCGGCUCUGUUCCACGUCCUGGACGUAGACACCAUUCUUCCAGCUUUCAAAAUACCACACUCGAACACGGUUCUCAUCACACAAGGCCACGAGGAGUAUCGGAAGCGAUUCUCAAUUCCAGACGUGAACGUGAACGAGAACGAUAUGCACCCGCUGUCUGGCAAGAAUCAGGCACCGACGAGAGGACUUUACGUGCAUUUUUGUCUGGAGCCCCGGAGACUCAAAGUCUCGCGGAAGCAUUGAGAUCCCCACAUGAAGAAACAGACGUUGAUACAACCUUGCCUGCAUGGCAACCAGAUGCAGAGGUGACAAACUGUCCUAUCUGUGGGACAGCGUUUGGCCUUUGGUACCGAAAGCAUCAUUGUCGAAAGUGUGGUCGGGUUGUUUGCGCGUCCUGUUCUCCUCACCGCAUCACCAUUCCAAGACAAUACAUCGUUCGUCCACCUUGGGAUUCUCUGGCGUCCAACUCUUCCCCUACUCCCCCGCGCCAAGUUGUUGAUUUGACCGAUGAUGAUCCCAUCCCUCUGGCCCCGACAAUCAACCCAGCACUUGGAGGUGGAGAGGAAGUCCGUCUUUGCAAUCCCUGUGUCCCAGAUCCCAACCCUAACCCGCUGGGCUAUGGUGUACGUUCACGCGGUCAUCGUUCUACCUAUUCUUUGCCCUCAAACAUGGGUAACAUAUACACCCGUGAUCAAGCAGACACAGCGAAUCACCAAUUUCGCUACGAAUAUAGCGGAGAGUUUCUUCAAGAACCUCGUUCAACCGCACAGCAAAACCGUCGUGAUCAAGAUUCAGAGCGAGUCCGCCAUCGCCGUUCCCAUCGCGACUCACAGUCUAGCGUCUCAACCCCACGCCAGUCCGCCCCGGCACCCCGCCCUCCAGUCUCAGAGAACGAUCUUUGUCCUAUCUGUGGGCGAAGAUUUCCCGAUAUCAGCUCUUCACAGCCACUCGAGCUGCGAGAAGAGCAUGUCCGACAAUGCAUAGAAAAUUACGGGGCGCCGGCGCCUACGGCAGCACAACCUACCACCUCCACUACAACUACCACACGCCGGGGCCCAGCACCACCACCGCCUCCCCCUCCUCCACCUCCCGCAGCUCGGAUGCUGGAAUUUACCGCUACGGAGAAGGAUUGCCUUGGCGAAGACGGGGGGACGGCUGAGUGCACCAUCUGCAUGGUGGAUUAUGAGGUUGGAGAUGUACUGGUCCGUUUGGAGUGCUUGUGUAAAUUCCACAAACACUGUAUUCUGGACUGGUUCGAUCAUAAGAUGGAGUGCCCAGUACAUAAAGUUAACUAA
This is a messenger RNA of Penicillium angulare, 2160 nucleotides long. Its product is annotated as phosphatidylinositol-3-phosphate-binding ubiquitin-protein ligase. The record is from RefSeq and is a predicted model, not a curated record. Gene Ontology annotation, molecular function: metal ion binding. Lineage: Eukaryota; Fungi; Ascomycota; Eurotiomycetes; Eurotiales; Aspergillaceae. Bases 1 to 2160 code for a protein of 719 amino acids. The transcript has 2 exons.